GUUGAACUUAGUUCGCCGAUGAAAACGUAACGAUAGCGUUUGUAAGUACUACUUAAUGUACAUAAGUACAAACUUACACACAAAGUAUAUUUCCUACUUCAUUUAAUGGCACUAAAUGAUUUGAAAAUUCGCACCAAGGAUGGUGAAGUGCUCGGUACUCGUGAAAUAUUAUUUGAGAAAUCACACGUAGUCCAAGAAGCGAAAAAAGUAACGGAUCAAGAUGGUUGUAUAUCAUUGAAUAAAAUAACAUCAAACAUUUUGCGUCGUAUUAUCAUAUGGGCCGAAAAAUGUGAGGACGAGUCUUAUAAUUUGGACAAUAUCAACAUGGAAAAAUGGAAACAACAAUUUUUGGAUGUCGAUAAUGAGACAUUAUUCCAAAUAAUUAGCGCGGCAGAUGACUUACAUCAAAAGGAACUUGUCAAUAGGGCUAUAACUAAAGUAGCUAGAGGUAUCAGUGACAAAUCAGCACCGGAAAUAGCGAAAUAUUUCAAUUUACGUUCAAAAAACGUACACUUGUGAUAAUACAAAUUGAAAUCUUUUUCAACUGUUACAAAAAUAACAACAACAACAAGACAAAAACAA
Molecule: messenger RNA, 582 nt
Organism: Zeugodacus cucurbitae (melon fly)
Lineage: Eukaryota; Metazoa; Arthropoda; Insecta; Diptera; Tephritidae
Exons: 1
Coding region: 106-519 (137 amino acids)
Biological process (GO): SCF-dependent proteasomal ubiquitin-dependent protein catabolic process
Cellular component (GO): cytoplasm; nucleus
Molecular function (GO): cullin family protein binding
Source: RefSeq, a predicted model, not a curated record